AUGCAUCGUGACUUUGACCUGAGCUUCCGGAAGAAAGGGACGAGCAGCUAUAUAAAGCGGGGCUCCAAGCACAAUCUUGUCGUUGGAAUAUGUUUAGCACAAGCAAGUUACUUGUCACCUGUUAAUGGAAAUGUUUUUUCUCUAAAUGGAAAUGGAUAUACUAAUGGCGUAAAUGGCAAUGGAGUUUACAGAAACGGCAAUGGGAAUGGUGCAUAUACAAAUGGUAUAAAUGGGAAUGGUGUAUAUACAAAUGGCAAUGGCAGAAAUGGAAAUGGUUAUGGCGCAUUUUCAAAUGGAAAUGGAAACCGCGCAUAUUCUAAUGGAAAUGGAAACGGUGCAUAUUCUAAUGGAAAUGGAAACGGUGCAUAUUCUAAUGGGAAUGGGAACGGCGCAUAUUCUAAUGGGAAUGGAGGCAUAAAUGGUAACGGUGCGUACACCAAUGGAAACGGGAAUGGAGCCUACGGAAAUGGGAAUGGAAUCAGCGUGUACGCCAAUGGCAUUGUGGAUCCCUUCAGAGCUCUGGCUGACGCCAUAGGCGGUGGAGGCGUCCCAGGUGUGGACUACCCCAUCCUGGCCUUCGUCCCCGACACCGGGUUCUCGUGCAACGGCCAACUGCCUGGAUAUUACGCUGAUACUGCGCCUGAGGCUGGAUGUCAGGUGUUCCACAUUUGUCAGGCAGGAGGCAGAAUCGACUCGUUCCUUUGUCCCAAUGGCACAGUGUUUAAUCAGCAAUACUUCGUGUGCGAUUGGUGGUACAACUUUGACUGUUCGACGGCUGAACAGUUCUACGGUUUGAAUGCUGAGAUUGGUAAUUUCAAUGGAAAUGGAUACACAAACGGCAAUGGUUAUAAUGGAUACACCAACGGAUAUACCAACGGUAUUGGUAACGGGAGUGGAUACAGAAAUGGGAAUGGGUAUACAAAUGGUAAAGCCAAUAGAUACACCGGUAAUGGGAACAGAAACGGUAAUGGUUACACCAACGGCAAUGGCAACGGAAAUAGCUACAGCAAUGGCAACGGUAAAAGAAACGGCAACGGCAACGGGUUUACCAACGGAAAUGGGUAUAAGAACGGCAACAGAAAUGGAUACAGCAAUGGGAAUGGAAAUGCUAACGGCAAUGGUUAUGGGAACGGCUACGUCAACGGAAAUGGCAAAGCCAAUGGAAAUGGCAGAGCGACGUAUGUUUCAGCCCCGAUUUUCCUUAUUUCCUUGCACUAA
Penaeus indicus is the source of this 1218-nucleotide messenger RNA. RefSeq names its product insoluble matrix shell protein 4-like. Lineage: Eukaryota; Metazoa; Arthropoda; Malacostraca; Decapoda; Penaeidae. The record is from RefSeq and is a predicted model, not a curated record. Bases 1 to 1218 code for a protein of 405 amino acids. Gene Ontology annotation, cellular component: extracellular region. The transcript has 5 exons. Gene Ontology annotation, molecular function: chitin binding.